CUCUUCACUUCGUGGGCAGAUUUUGGGCGGAGUAAAACCUCUCGCCUAGCCUCUUCCUCUCUGGCUUUAACAACUUCAGUGGAAUAACGAAAGGACAAAGAGGAUACGAUCUAGAUUCUAGACAAACCUUCUUUAUAACCAGAAGAAUCGUUAAACAGUUGGAAGGGCGAAGCCAGGAUUAUGAAUCUUCCGGAGGUGAAGGUGUGAGUGGAGCCGGUCUCCCACACGGACAGCCCAGCAUGGACAGCUUCUUUAAGGCUGCUGUGUGUGACCUGGACAAGCUGCUGGAUGAUUUUGAGCUCAAUACAGAUGAGCAUGAGUGCAGAUCAGUCUCCCUGUCGCCUCCCUCAUAUCCCGGCCACUCUCUGGGCGCCCAGGGUUUCCUUCCGGAACCCUCCAAAGUUCCAGUUCCACACUCUCUCCCUGACCUCAACUCCCUGCACUACGGCUCUGCUUCCAGCUCCCCCGACCAUCCUAGCCCCAGUCCUGUGGAGCGCGAGACCAAGGCCCGGCCCCUCACUGGGGUGGACCUGCUCUCCUCUGUAGACGGCCGGGGGUCAGCUAAGAGCUCUGCACCGCCCUGCCCAGACCGGGCCCUGAAGCCUGUGUGUGAUCUGGUCAGUGACACAGGCUCAGCCCACCUCCUCCGGGCCAACAGCCACAACGCCUUCAGUAAGCUGGAUGUGGCAGAGAGCCGGCUGGAGGAGGAGUUGCUGGUAGACUUCACCAGCCCCGUGGUGGCUUUGCCUAGGGAAGCCUCAGCAGGCCUGGGUCUGGGUCCCGGACAUGGGAGUACUGAGGGGGGGAAGGCUCUUGGCGGGGAAGGGGAGGUGCUGCUGGGGCUGGACUCUGGUGGUUAUGCUGCCUCUCUCAGUCUGCUCGAUGUGAUUUUGCCCGCUGCUGUGGAGAAAGCCUGUGAGCCCACGAAUCCCCCCUCGCUGAGAAACUCUGAGUCUGGAGAGACGGAGGGAGAGGAGGCAGGCAUAGAGGUGGCACUUAUCAACUGUCAACUGGAGAACUCACCUGACCACCAGGACCAGCCUGUAGUCCUGCCUGUUGCCAUGGACACCAAGACAGAGGACACUCUCACGUGUGAUAUCGCCACAGAUGUUAGGGAUGAGGGCGAGGGUUCUUUGGAGCACUCUGAACUGGCUGAAGCAGAGAGUUCUGGGAGCUGCACUGGACAGGAACCUAACUCUGAGGACUGCAGUGGCUGUGUGUCUGAGAGCCCCUCCGCCCUGUCCUGCCUGCCCAUGGCCGUGUCCAUGUGCAGGGCCCUGGUGGCCUCCAAGAACCCUGAGGAGGCCAUGGGAGGAGGGUCAGAUGUGGCUGAGGCUGUCCCAACUGAGACCUUAGAGGCAGAGUCCCUGUCUGCCUCUGAGGAGCAGGAGGAAGUCAGUCUCCCAGAGAACCCUGGGACUGUGGAGGACUGUACCAGCCAUGAUUCUGCCCCUGAGGACCUCUCUGUCCAGUCCCCUAAUACAGAGAGCCCAGAGAUGACAACUAUGCCUUUCCACCUGGCUGUCAGCACCUCAGCUCCCCCCGUCUCCCAGGUCAGCUUCUCUCAAGUGGAGGUCCAGCCGGCCCCCAUGUCUCCAGAGCGACCUGCGUCCCCUCCCUCAGAGCCCAGCCUAAGCCCGGUGGACCCACCUGAGUUUGGCUUUGAGUACCUGCCGGAGAGUGACCAGGCUGGGCUGCUGGUGACGGAUGAGGAGCUGGAUGCUUUCCUCCGUGGGGAGGCUCAGGGUGAGGAGGACCAGGGAGUCCCUCACUGCGAGAGGCCCGGGGAGAAUCUCCAGGACGAGGGCUUCUCCGAGCUCAAUGGGGACCUGGAGGAGCGGCUGGUGGAGGAGGAGCUGCAGAGCUACAGCCGGAGCCGAGGGGAGGGGUUGGCCUACCCGGAUAGCGACAGGACCUUGUCCGCGUCUGCAGAGGGGAGUGUGAGCCUAGCCCCCUCCAUGCCCUCCCAGGACCCCAGUAGUCCCAGUAACCUCCCACCACCCUACUUUGGAGGGGCCCGACCCAAACAGCUGCACUGCCAAGCAACCAGGGCACCUCCAGCAGUAGGGGAGGACCAGGGGCCCAGUAGCCCCACAGACAGCACCGGCGCUGGGGAGGAGGUGGACCAGAGCCCCUCUCCUCCCAGCCCCAAUCUUGCUCAGGACCCUUCUAAACUGGGUGUGCCCUGCCCAGGGUACUCCCCAACAGAGCCCUACGAGACCAGUGUGGGGUACAACGAGCUGUCGGAGCCACCACCCUACCCUGGCGAGCCUGCUGAGGAGGGGUCUGGGUCCUCAGAGGGGAGGGAGGUGGAGGAUGAGAAUGGGCUGGGGUGCAAGCAGCCCCCCUGGGUGCCAGAUUCGAAGGCUCCCAACUGUAUGAACUGCUGGCAGAAGUUCACAUUCACCAGGAGGAGGCACCACUGCCGGGCCUGUGGGAAGGUGUACUGUGCCAUGUGCUGCAACAGGAAAUGCAAGCUGAAGUACCUGGACAAGGAGGCCCGGGUGUGUGUCAUCUGCUUCGAGACCAUACACAGAACCCAGGCGCUGGAGCGUAUGAUGAGUCCGACAGGUCCGAGCCCCAACCCCAACGUCCCGUCAGAGUACUGCAGCACAAUCCCCCCUCUGCAGCAGGCCCGAGCUGCAGGCACCCUCAACUCCCCUCCGCCCACCGUCAUGGUGCCCGUCUCCGUGCUCAAAACCCCCGGCAGCGACGGUUGUCCUCGUGAGCAGAAGCGUGUGUGGUUUGCAGAUGGCAUCUUGCCCAACGGAGAGGUGGCCGACACCACUAGGCUAUCUGUGACCGGCAGGAGGAGUUCCCAGGAGUCCAGCCCUGUCACACCAGACCCCCCUACGGCUGGCAGCAGAGUAUCCCCUGGCUUUGCAGCGGUGUCUGAGGGUGGUAUGUCGGCCCCUGAGGUCCCAGCAAAGGUGGAGGUUGUGCGCCCCCCAGUGUCGGGGCCCUGGGACUACAGCCUGCUGUGUGGGCUAGGGAGCUGCGUAGAGAGGAGCCCCAGUCUGCUGCCAGAGGAUGACGAGGGCCUGCCACCUCUACUCAUCACCACCGGAGAAGAGGAGGGGGGAGGAGAUCUAUUGGUGGAGGAGCGACCCGCCCCCUGCCAGAUCCUGCUCCUAUUGGAGGAGGGAGGCCCGCGACCUUUAACCUUUGUCCUCAACGCCAACCUGCUGGUCAAUGUCAAACUAGUCAGCUACUGCAGUAGGAAGUGCUGGUGUCUGGGCUCCAGUGGUCUACAGACAGUAGGGCAGAGGGAGGUAGUGUUCAUCCUGGAGUGUCUGCCUGAGGAGAGAUCUCUGCCCAAAGACCUGUUCACACUGUACCUCUCCAUCUACCAGGAUGCACAGAGGGGAAAGUUUGUGGAGGAGCUGGGCAACGUGGCGUUCACAGGUAGUUUCCUGGGUAGUAAGGAGCACGGCGGGGUGCUGUUCUUCUCCCCUACCUUUCAGGCCCUGGAGGGCCUCUGUCUGCCUCCACAGCCCUUCCUCUGUGGCCUGCUCAUCCAGAGGCUGGAGGUGCCCUGGGCCAAGGUCUUCCCCCUUAGACUGCUGCUACGGCUGGGAGCAGAACACAGUGUGUACCCCAGUACGCUGGUUAGCGUCCGCUUCAGAGAGACUGUGUUCAGAGAGACCGGACACACCAUCAUGAACUUGCUGGCUGACCUGAGGAACUACCAGUACAGUCUGCCUGCCGUGGAGGGCCUGAGGAUCCACAUGGAGAUGGGCCACAGCUACAUAGACAUUCCCAAGAGUAGCUUUACUGAGAUGCUGAAGGUGGUGAACGCAUCUAACGAGCAUGUGAUCAGUGUGGGCGCUGGCUUCAGCUCGGAGGCUGAUUCCCACCUGGUCUGUUUCCAGAACGACGAGGGCAACUACCAGAGCCAGGCCAACAGCCAGCCUGGCAAGACACGCACAGUGACGGGGGCCAGCUUCGUGGUAUUCAACGGUGCUCUGAAGGCUUCGUCGGGCUUCAUCGCCAAGUCGAGCAUUGUGGAGGACGGUCUGAUGGUGCAGAUCCCCCCAGAGACCAUGGAGGCCCUGCGCGCCGCCCUGAGGGUACAGACGGACUUCCACAUCCCCUGUGGCAAGGCCGACGGAGGGGAGCUCCGGGACAACAUCACCGUGCGCUGGGUUGACUGGAGUGCUCCCGUCAACACUGGUGUGACCAGUGGUGUGGACGGGAAACCUCUGGAGGGGGUCCACAGUGUGAGGAUGCAGCAAGACACAGAGUUUGAGUCGGACGGACGCACCAUCAGGUGUACUGAGGUGUUCUACGUGUUGAAGAAUCCAGACGAGAUCCUGUCUGCGGUGCUGCCGUCCUGCUGUGUGUUCCAGAGGGAGAUGGCUGUGGCCAGCUGUAGUGCUCUAACCCCUCACCUCUCUGUCCUGUCAGCCAGCGGCAUCAACUCCCUCGCCCUCCGAGUCUCCACACAAACAGACAUGGUGGAGUACCAGGCGGGUUCGGGAGGCAGGCUCCUACCCCAGCGCUAUAUGAACGAGCUGGACAGUGCUCUGAUCCCUGUCAUCCACGGAGGCUUGGCCAGCGUACCACAGACAGCCAUGGACAUGGAGUUUAUCUUCUACAUCACACACACCAUUUAACACACACACACACAAACACAGUCUGACACAUGGAAACACACAAACUUUUAAACACACACAGUACGUGCAAAUACAAACACGCACAUAAACACGCAAGUUCAGUUGCACACAUGCAAACUUUUAGAAACACGCAGCCUGGAUGUCUUUGCACAGAGAGAAACGCUAGAGCUCAGAGGACCAUGGACAAGCUGGCAGGGCCUGAGGACACAAACAGCCAUUAAGACAUGGCUUGUGACCGGGCUGAGGAGACAUGCACAGCCAAUCAGGCGUAGCUAACGACUGAACUAAAGACACACGCCACCAAUGGCAGGACAUUCCCACAUAAUCUCCCACUGGAGGCCAGAGGUGUAGGCCUUUGUUCCUGGAUGGACAGUGGGGAAACUGGAACACGUGACGCGACUUUCUGUCUGAGAAACGUCACCAACGCUGCUUUAACACACAAGGCCAAACACUAAACACAUAACAACAACAACAACAACCAAAAAAACAACCCAAACUAUCCUGACACUGACUAUUCUCACCUCUUCCUGUUCUGCCUUCUUGGCUCCUUGCUGGUAUCUGUCUGUCAGCCAGUCAAGGAGCACCUUGAUGAAUGUUUCCAACAAACAAAGAUGUAUUCACUGUAUAUUUAGAAUGACCACAUGGUAAGAAAUUAUGAAUUAUAAUGAAGUAUGUUACUUGAUUGACAGCUGUAUAACACGCUUGAGAAGAGCAGCACGGGACUCUGUCGAUGUGAAACGUUAAUCGACAUUUGAGGAUGUGAAUGCUAUUUUAGAAUGAGGAAAUGGCCUUAUGUGGCAAUUCUGAAGUAGCUUCUCGUAAGCCUGCCAUUUUAGAAUGAAGUUUCAAACUUCCUCUCAGUUCAACAGCGGAGUGUGCAGCCGCGUCUUCCAUGUGGCAGACCAGUGGUAUCUAUGGAUGUUAUGUGGGAAGUUCCCUGACACAACUCACUGUCCCGUCUUGUCCAAAUGUAUAGGAGGUAUAUGUCGCAUAUACAAAUUAUAUUUCGAUUUUUUUUUAAGCUUAAAGUACUAUUUUUGGAACAGUUCCUUAAAUGGAUAUUUUUGAUAGGAUGUUGGCUAGCUGAGUCACUUUCGCAGGUGUAGUACCGAUAAAUUCAGAGGAGCACAGAGAAAAAUAUGUGAAGAGUUUCCUUUAGUCCCCUUGAUGUCAACUGAAAUGUAACAUACCAGUGGGAUUAGUCCACCAAGUUGAACCAAAUACUGCUGCAAAACAUGAACAUUUGCAAAAAUAUAAAUAAAAAGGCAUUGAUUAACUUUC
Messenger RNA from Salmo salar (Atlantic salmon), 5897 nucleotides. RefSeq names its product zinc finger FYVE domain-containing protein 16. Gene Ontology annotation, molecular function: metal ion binding. Gene Ontology annotation, cellular component: early endosome membrane. Gene Ontology annotation, biological process: endosomal transport. Lineage: Eukaryota; Metazoa; Chordata; Actinopteri; Salmoniformes; Salmonidae. The record is from RefSeq and is a predicted model, not a curated record.